Molecule: messenger RNA, 1482 nt
Organism: Mytilinidion resinicola
Lineage: Eukaryota; Fungi; Ascomycota; Dothideomycetes; Mytilinidiales; Mytilinidiaceae
Product: general substrate transporter
Exons: 8
Biological process (GO): carbohydrate transport; transmembrane transport
Cellular component (GO): membrane
Molecular function (GO): carbohydrate:proton symporter activity
Source: RefSeq, a predicted model, not a curated record
AUGGCUCUCCCACCCAAGUGGUAUCAGUUUUUAGUGAGUGUCUUCGCAUCGCUUGGGUCUUUACUCUAUGGAUAUGACCUGGGUGUGAUUGCCGAAGCUAUCGCAUCGCCCAAUUUCACAAACAAGUUCAAGGCCUCUGACAAUGAAACUGGUGCGGUGGUAUCAGUGUUCACCGGUGGCGCUUUCUUUGGCGCUGCCUUUGCUGGUCCGCUCGGAGAUAUCCUUGGUCGGAAGAAAACUAUCUUGCUUGGAGCACUCGUGUUCUGUCUUGGUGGAGGGUUACAGACAGGUGCUCGGGAUUUAGCCUACCUAUAUGCCGGCCGUGCAAUUGCUGGGCUGGGUGUCGGUGGCCUUGUCAUGAUUGUACCUCUCUACCAGGCAGAGCUCGCACAUCCAAGCAUACGUGGACGGGUCACAGCUCUUCAGCAAUUUAUGCUAGGCGUUGGCUCUCUUGCUGCAGCCUGGAUAUCAUACGGCACCUAUGUUGGAUUUGCUGAUGACAAUUCCGCCCAAUGGCGACUGUCUCUCGGAAUCCAAAUCAUCCCCGCUGCAAUUCUGGCGCUUCUCAUUCUCCUUUUCCCAGAAUCUCCCAGAUGGCUCAUUGACCAUGGGAGGCCGGACGAAGGUCUUCGAACGCUCGCGCAGCUCCAUGCUCAUGGAAACGAAAACGAUGCCUGGGUUCGGGCUGAGUUUGAACAGAUCCAAGAAGCCAUCACGUUCGAGCACGAACACGAAGCCAAGUCCUAUACCGAGCUCUUCACUGACCGGUCGUGUUUCCGAAGGCUCUUCCUAGCUUGCGCCCUUCAAGCUUCCGUCCAGAUGACGGGGGUCUCUGCAAUCCAGUACUUUUCGGUCACGAUAUAUGGGCAAAUGGGUAUAGCGGGAAAUGAUACUCUAAAGUACCAAGCCAUUAGUUCAGUGAUCGCCCUCAUAGCGCAAUUUCUCUGCAUCCUCUUCAUCGAUCAUACCGGUCGACGCUGGCCUUUAAUAUUUGGAAACUUGGGCAACAUGGUUACCUUCAUCAUUGCAACAAUUCUGCUGGCCAAAUUUCCCCCAGGCGCUACGCACAACAAUGGUGCGUCGUGGGGCUUCAUCGUCAUCACCUGGAUAUACAACUUCUCUUUCAGCGCGACCUGCGGGCCAUUGUCAUGGAUCAUACCUGCGGAAGUCUUCGACACGCGAACACGGUCCAAAGGUGUCUCGAUUGCCACUAUGACAUCUUUUGCCUUCAACACCAUGAUCGGCCAGGUCACAAAGCCCGCCAUGACGCAGGUUGGAUACCGUUACUACUUCCUCUUCAUUAUUUGCAAUCUGACAAACGCCCUGUUCUUCUGGGCUGUGCUGCCUGAAACCGCGAAACGACCCUUGGAAGAAAUGAACUACUUGUUCACGAAUGCGCCACUCUUUGUCCCGACUAUGAAGAAGGAGGAUUACAUGACGGAUGACCUUCUACACCGCGUUGAAGAGGUGGAGAGGAAGCAG